AUGAUAUUCAUAAAGAAACAGAUUCUCUCACUUCCAGUACAUUAUUUGUUAGAUCGAUGGACUAGAAAUGCAACCAAAGAAAAAGCUAUUGACCAUCCGAGUGAAAUAACUAAUGUGAAGCCUUCUACUUUGUGGUUUAAUAACAUCAUGAUGCAUUCUAUGGGGCUAGCUGAACAAGCUACAAGGUCUGAAAAACAUUAUCUGUUCGCACAUCAAAGAUUGUUGCAAUUGUGUAGAGAACUUGAUGAACUUCCUUAUGAAUCUGAGGAAGAUUAUGUACCGAAUGAUCAAGUUGGUGAGAAAUAUUGUGAAAUGAAUCAAGUUGGUGAAAAGGAUUGUGAAAUGAAAUCAUGUGAACAAAGUCGGGAUGUUACUCUAUUUGACCCUCCAGUAGUGAUAACUAAAGGACGUCCGGAAUCUUUGAGAAAGAAAUAUGCUUUAGAAGUUGCUCAGAAGGCCAAAAAAGUUUCUUCUCAGAAGAAUAAAAAAGUUUCUUCUCAGAAAAUUCAAAAAGUUCCCUCUUAG
Molecule: messenger RNA, 525 nt
Organism: Capsicum annuum
Lineage: Eukaryota; Viridiplantae; Streptophyta; Magnoliopsida; Solanales; Solanaceae
Exons: 1
Coding region: 1-525 (174 amino acids)
Source: RefSeq, a predicted model, not a curated record